Pristis pectinata (smalltooth sawfish) is the source of this 1308-nucleotide messenger RNA. It is a transcript of the gene tnfaip8l2b, whose product is annotated as tumor necrosis factor, alpha-induced protein 8-like 2b. Lineage: Eukaryota; Metazoa; Chordata; Chondrichthyes; Rhinopristiformes; Pristidae. The coding region runs from base 156 to 716 and encodes 186 amino acids. Gene Ontology annotation, biological process: regulation of apoptotic process. The transcript has 2 exons. Gene Ontology annotation, cellular component: cytoplasm. The record is from RefSeq and is a predicted model, not a curated record.
UGAAGCCAGAUCCUCGCCACCGUAAGGGGCUGGUGCGUGGAUUUUUUUUAUAUCGUUAGCGAAGAGUCAUUGCACUCAGUUUGCUUCCUUUUUCUCAGCGGCGAGAGCAGGAAGAGUUUCGAACUUGCAGGGGAGUUGGCACUUUUGGGGCGGCAAUGGACUCGUUCAAUUCGAAGGACCUGGCCCUCCGCACGCAGAAGAAGUUGCUGAGCAGGAUGGCUUCUAAGACGCUGGCUCACCUCUUUGUCGAUGACACCAGCAGCGAGAUCCUGGACGAGCUGUACAGGGUGUCCAAGGAGUUCACAGGCAACAAGAUAGAGUCCCAGAAGGUACUGAAGAACCUGGUAAAGAUCGCGGUGAAGAUCGCCAUUCUGUACCGGCACCAACAGUUCUCCAGGGAAGAGCUGGGCAUGGCAGAGGAUUUCAAGAAGAAACUCCGCCAGGGUGCCAUGACGGUCAUCAGUUUUCACGAGGUGGCCUUCACGUUCGAGCAGAGCGUGAUGGCCGACAUCUUGGCGGAGAGCAGGGACCUCCUGCUCAAGCUGGUGUCCAGCCACCUCACGCCCAAGUCCCACGGCCGCAUCAAGCACGUCUUCAACCACUUCGCCAACCCGGAUUUGUUGACCAAGCUCUACGGGCCCGAUGACCCUUACAGGUCCCAUCUGAAGAAGAUCUGCGAUGGUCUCAACAAACUCUUGGAGGAGGGCACGCUAUAGAGGGCUCCCCCUCCAUCGCCUUCCCCGCCCCCCCCCCCCCACUGCCUCACCUUCCCAUCUCCACCACCCUGUGCACCCGGGGACCUCUUCUACAACCUCCCACCCCUUCACCCCACCCCACCCCUGGGGAGUUUCUCCUCCCCUUUCCCCACCACCGCAAUCCAAAAGCUAAGGGGUGACGGCCAUUUUUCCUGAGACUAUCCCCUUGACUGUCCCGUAACUUCAAACUUCCCUUCAACGCUUCUCCAGAGGAAAGGGUCCCCGAACUUUGGAAAGGAUUUCGCCCACCCCUUCUUCUUCCCAAACGGACAAUCUUCCCAACACCCUGUUUGGUAAUCGGUUUAUUAUUGUCGUACGUACCGAGAUGCGGUGAGAAGCUUUUGGUCUGCCGGCCAUCCAGACAGAUCAUUCCAUACAUCGGUACAUCAAGGGAGUAAACAGGAGAACAGAAUGCAGAAUAAAGUGUCACAGUUACAGAGAAAGUGCAGUGCAGGCAGACAAUAAGGUGCAAGGGCCACGACGAGGUAGAUUGUGAGGUCAAGAGUCCAUCUUAUUGUACUAGGGGACCGUUCAAUAUAAAAGUGGAAUAGAA